AUGGCUGGGCUGACGUUCUACCCAUCGCUGCUCGCGCCCCGGACUCCGCCGCUCUUGGCGCCGGAGCAGGACCCGGCCGACGGGCUGUUGAGCGCAGGCGCGCCGCCGCCGCAGGGCGGGUCCUUCUACACGGCCGUCGCCCCGCUGCAGGGCCUGCCGCACGCCCGGCACGGCUUCACGCCGCAGGCGGCCUGGGCCGCCUCCACGGCGGGCGCCGCGAAGCUUGAGGCGAGCUUGGACGGCGAAACCGAGGCGCCUGCUCCGCACAAGCACAAGUCCUCGUGGCAUGCCGCGCUCAACAAGCGGAUCAUCGCGCUGCCCUCGGCGGAGGACGGCGCCCUUUUCCUUUUCGGGGUCUGGCGCUGGGGCGGCAUGCGCGGGGACGGAUGCACAUAG
Molecule: messenger RNA, 396 nt
Organism: Prorocentrum cordatum
Lineage: Eukaryota; Dinophyceae; Prorocentrales; Prorocentraceae
Source: the annotation of a GenBank genome assembly